Salvia hispanica is the source of this 639-nucleotide messenger RNA. RefSeq lists its product as uncharacterized. The record is from RefSeq and is a predicted model, not a curated record. NCBI's taxonomy places the organism in Eukaryota, Viridiplantae, Streptophyta, Magnoliopsida, Lamiales, Lamiaceae.
AUGACACGCAUAAUGUUUUCUUUUGGGGACAAGAUUCUCGGAGGUAUUCGUGCAAUACAAGAACAAGAGCAGGUCUCGACGCUCAUCCGCCAUCGGACAUUCGUCCACCAAGAGCAUGGCCUAGCUCAUCAACGUGUGGUUGACGCCUUCGGCGCCACAUAUUUGCGCAAGCCGAAUGCCGAAAAUUGCCAGUUCCUGAUGCAGAUGCACGAUAAGGUGCACGACUUUCUUAGAAUGUUAGGGAGCAUAGAUUGUAUGCACUGGGGGUGGAAGAAUUGUCCGACAGCAUGGAGAGGCCAAUUCACCAAUGGGUAUAAGGGUACCCACCCGACGAUGAUCCUUGAAGCCAUCGUUGACCACUGUCUUUUAAUCUGGCAUGCUCAUUUUGGCGUAUCCGGGUCAAACAACGACAUCAACUUGCUGAACACGUCGAGUCUCUUCACCGAACAAUGCAAUGGAAACUUUACGGUUAUCAAGUUCACUGCCAACGGACGACAGCAUCAUAUGAGGUACUACUUAGCCGAUGAUAUAUACCCGAGUUGGCCAGUUUUCUUGAAGAUGAUCUCCUUCCCAACGGAUCUGAAGAGAGCCUUUUUUGCACAACGACAAGAGUCUGCACGGAAGGAUAUGGAGCGAUGA